GAUAAGAAGAGGGAGGCUGUCGGGGUUUUCUAUCGUCGUUCUAAUUUUUCUUUUUUUUCUUUUUUAUUUUUUUUCUAUGCUUAGAAGGCACAAAUCCUUCUCCUCAUCCUCUUCUUCAUCUUCUUCUUCUUCCUCCUGACCCUUACUUUUGAUUCUUUUCCCUCGUAGGGAGAAGGAGGAAAAACAAGAAGAAGAAUCUUAACCCAAUUUUUUUUUAAAUAAUAAAAGUUUCGAAUUUUCCCCCUACAUUAAAUUCUAUAGAUUUUUUUCUCCUUUUCUGAAUCGAACGAACCUAUGGAUUCAUCGUCUAUUUCCAGCAACGACGUCGUUUCGAAGGAGUCAAUGGUUGACCCCUUCUUGGUGGAGGCUCUGCAGAACCCUCGCCACCGUCUCACCAUUUUGCGAAUGGAGCUGGAUAUCCAGAGGUUUCUAAACAAUGCUGAUCAGCAGCAUUUUGAGUUCCCACAUUUCCCUUCGUCCUAUCUCAGAUUGGCUGCACACAGAGUUGCUCAACACUAUGGUAUGCAGACAAUGGUUCAAGACACUGGCUUAGAUGGCCAGGGAAGUAAAAUUCUGGUGAGAAAAUUAGCAGAAAGCAAGUAUCCUGUGGUUCGCUUAUCUGAAAUACCUGCUAAGCAGUUGGAAAAUGAUAAAUCGGAGCACAAAAAAAUUGUCAUUAGACCUAGGCCUUCUAAAACUAGUUUAAAUGAAGCCAGUGAAGCUGGGACAAAAGGAAACACACUGAGAAGUGUGGAAGAGAGAAAGGAGGAAUAUGAUCGGGCUCGAGCACGUAUUUUCAGUAGCUCUAGAAGCUUCGACUCAGGGGAUACAUCAUCCCCAGUCCCCACAGAUGUAAAAAAUUCUCUCAUCAUUAAGGAUGAGAAUGAAGCUAGCAAGAUCCCAAUGGCUGAUCCAGAAAGAUGCAACAGUGUCAGGGACAUUAGUUCUACCCGAGUUGCCAUUUUGCGAGAUAGGGAAAAGGAUCGUAGCGAUCCAGAUUAUGAUCGUAGCUACGGAAGGUAUGCUAGGAAUAUGCCGACAUCUGCUGUUAACAUGGUGCCUUUCAAUUUGCCAAAAGCUCAACCUUCAUUUGCUCAAUAUGAUGCUACUUUUAAUCCGUUGGGCCAGAUGCCACAAACUCAGGCUUCACUUGGCUACGGUCCUCCGUCAAGCCCAAUGAUGAAUCCUUUUGCUGCCAACGGAUUAAAUCAAACAGCUAGGGAUGUUGCUUAUGUACAAUGGCCAAGUGCUGCAAUGAUGUAUGCACAUUCAUAUGACCAAUUUAGGCAUGCUGUUUUCCAGGCUCCGUUUGGUCAACAGCCGUUGAGCUUUGACUAUUCACAAAACUACUAGAUGACAUUUUAGGGGGAAAAGUAAUGGAAUUGGAUGCAGAAGUUGUUACCUUAGUAUGUUUAGUUGUUUCAUGUUAGGUUUGUUCUUGAGUAUUCUAUCAUAGACAUUUGUUGCUGUUGUAGUAUGUCUUUGACUUUCAGUUUUGAUGGGUUAUACUAGCAUAUAUGAUAUCAUAUCUGGUACUUCUAGUUUGACAGUCUAUAUAAAAUAGUGGAUUUAUUUCUAGACUUUAAA
Messenger RNA from Arachis duranensis, 1587 nucleotides. RefSeq lists its product as uncharacterized. The coding region runs from base 295 to 1353 and encodes 352 amino acids. Lineage: Eukaryota; Viridiplantae; Streptophyta; Magnoliopsida; Fabales; Fabaceae. The transcript has 4 exons. The record is from RefSeq and is a predicted model, not a curated record. Gene Ontology annotation, molecular function: nucleic acid binding.